AAAGUAAAGGCGUAGCACCAGUGUGAGUAUGGAUCAGCCAGUAAAAGAGGAGGACAAAAUAGAAAAGGACAUUUCCAGAGACAGAGAAGGCUCAGAGGUGGGAGAAGAAGAAAAUGAGACUAGAAAUGGUUUCCAAGAGGAGGAAGAAGUAGUGGACAAACAAGAAGAGAAAGAGAGCAAGGGCAAGAAAGGGAAGCAUGGAGGAGGGCGUAUAAAACGACCAAUGAACGCCUUCAUGGUAUGGUCUUCGCUGGAAAGGAAGAAGCUGGCUGAGAAAGAGCCAAACCUUCAUAACACUGAGCUAAGCAAGAGACUGGGACAAAUGUGGAAAGAGAUGACUGAGGAAGACAAGACUCCAUACAGACAAGAGGCAACUAGACUUAAAGACAAACUCAUGGAAGACCACCCAGAAUACAAAUACAAGCCAAGACGACGUAAAGACCUCAGACAUAUUCAGACCAGCACUGGUAACAUAGGGCUCUUCAGCUCUCAUGUGAUUGCUGAUCGAUCGUACAGUGCCCCACCAGUUCCCCCUAUUCUUCCAUCCUCAAACAGCUUGUAUCAUUAUAACCAAGACAUGAUUGAUGGAGUAGGAAGUGGCCAGACUCAUUAUCCUUAUUACCAUUCAACCCCAACCUCCCCCCAUCAUAUAAACAGUAUCAUGCCACAUAACAUGUUUCCUCCACACUACUACCAUCCCCAUCUUGGUGGCAGCCCCCCUGCUGCGUUCCAAAUAGGAGGGAGUAGCAACCAGCUAGCAUUGCAACAGCAUACUGGCCAUUUACCUCAUUUAGCUCAAGGAGGACCUCCUGCUGCUGAUCUCAGGUUGGAAUGUACCAUGACAAGUGUUGGCUGUGAUAGCACAAUUCCAACGGGUCUUGUCACAUCAACAUAUUUCCAGUUUCCUAGCCCACUGGUGGUCUCCUCCUCCCCCUCCUCUCCCACUUCUCCUGUUUAUGCAUCAGAGACUCCUCCUUGCUCUCCUUACAUGCCAUCAAGUACUACCAGUAUACAGUCAUACUCGAUAUCAGAGACUAGCAACACCACACAGGUUUGUGUCCAUGCACUAUUAUGA
This is a messenger RNA of Amphimedon queenslandica, 1075 nucleotides long. RefSeq names its product SoxF-like. The record is from RefSeq and is marked predicted. Gene Ontology annotation, molecular function: RNA polymerase II cis-regulatory region sequence-specific DNA binding; DNA-binding transcription activator activity, RNA polymerase II-specific. Gene Ontology annotation, biological process: positive regulation of transcription by RNA polymerase II; cell differentiation. NCBI's taxonomy places the organism in Eukaryota, Metazoa, Porifera, Demospongiae, Haplosclerida, Niphatidae. Gene Ontology annotation, cellular component: nucleus.